AUGAAUGGACUCAAAGAAGCCAUCAGAAAUUCUUCGAAAGAGAACUGGGACCCUAUCCUGGCCACCUCAAUUCUGUUGUCUUGGCAGAGCACUGAAAGGCGUGUUUGGAUGUCCCUAAGAAGCGGACUCAUAACUAUCCUUAACACCCUGGAUCCCAGGUGGAAAGAAGGUUCAGAAUUGGCCAGAUAUCUUGAAAGUCAACUGGCUCCGACCAGCACGGGUUCCGUCAUGAUGGCGGGAACCCAAUUCCAGGAAAAUGUGGCGCUGCUGGAUUAUGUAAUUGCAUCUUUGCGCAAUGUUCCCAUUUCUGUUUUCCACAAUCAGGAGUACUACAGUCGAGCUGAAGAGCUCCUGAAUUUCACUCUAAACUUUCGGAAAGAUAUCUUCAUGAUAUCGUCAGAUGAAGCGUUCAAACGUGUGCAGCAGUUGCGGGAAUGGCUUUUCUGGCUCCCUGCUGCAAUGAUUCGAGGCCAUGACUGUGACACUUACGCGCUUUCUAUUUUGACACAAUUUUUCUGUGUCGGUAUUUGCUUAGAUCCUCUCCUUCCUGAUAUUGGAGGUGCUUACCUUGCACCUGUCUCAAUUGGUCCGCUUGAGGAUAUCUGCAGGAUUAUCUGCUUCAGGGCUGCAAGCAAUCCUCUCGCUGCCCAUUUACAUCUCGCAUCAGUCUUGGUGGAAUUACCGAGGCACAUUGUGAAUAAGUUCAAGAACAGACUCAACUGGGCACCACACCAUCUCAGGAGUACCGAAAUUUCCUCUGCUCCAAUUGUCACUUCAAUACCUGCUGCAAGACCACCUGAUUUUCAUCGUCAGUCUAUCCUCCACCAUCUGAGCUAA
Molecule: messenger RNA, 837 nt
Organism: Penicillium argentinense
Lineage: Eukaryota; Fungi; Ascomycota; Eurotiomycetes; Eurotiales; Aspergillaceae
Exons: 3
Coding region: 1-837 (278 amino acids)
Biological process (GO): regulation of transcription by RNA polymerase II
Molecular function (GO): DNA-binding transcription factor activity, RNA polymerase II-specific
Source: RefSeq, a predicted model, not a curated record